Messenger RNA from Parnassius apollo (apollo), 1497 nucleotides. Lineage: Eukaryota; Metazoa; Arthropoda; Insecta; Lepidoptera; Papilionidae. The record is from the annotation of a GenBank genome assembly.
AUGUUGAAAGAUAGUUUAGGCAUCAGUAUAGAUCCAGUGCUCGGUGUGCUCUCUGAAGUGACAUAUACAAUAUGUGAAGCAUGUAUACUAAGGCUAAAAGACGCAUUUGAAUUUAAGAAGCAGGUUAGAAAAUGUGAGGAAAAGUUUAAAGACUUUUGUAAUAGGAAUGCUAUUAAAGUUGCAAGUGAAAACUCUGACAACUUGGAUAUCAAAAUUGAACUGCCUGAAUCACUGUCAGAUUUCAGGGUGGACAGUUUCGAUGACGAUGAUGAUGAUGAUGACAAUAAAUUCGAUAUUUUCGACAACUUUAACAGUAAAGACCAAACAAAAAGUCCAAAACUUGAUAGCGGAAGUAAACAAAAGAGCAUAAACACAACAAAGAAUAAAGCAAAAACGAAAUUGGAGCAGAUCGGAGGGAAUCAGAGUGUGAAGAAGGAAGAGGCAGUGGAUGAAAAGAAGAAGUCUGAGAAUAAAUCAGCUGAGAAAAAAAAUUCCAUGGAUGAUUGGUUCGAUGAUGACGAUGAUGACGAUGAUGAUGAUGGUUUCGACAAUUUCGACAACUUCGACAGCGAAGACCAAAUAAAGAAAGAUACAAGUCCAACACUGGAUAGCGGCAGUAGACAAAAGGGGAAAAUCACAAAGACCAAAGCGAAAACGAAAUCGGAGCAGAAAAAAGGGAAGCAGAGUGUGGAGGAAGAGGCAGCGGAUGGAAAGAAGAAAACGGGGAACAAAUCAGCUGAGAAAAAAGUUUUAUCGGGUAUUUUGUCACAAUGUCGAGGAUUUUUUUUGAAGGAUAAGGAUAUUGAAGGAUUUUUAGAAGAAACGUUUGAUAUUCCGGAUGAUAGUAACUCGGAAGACGACUUAGAAUCGGAAGGAGAACCAGAGUUGAAUUUAGAAACUUUGCAAAAUCUUUUAGAAGAUGAUUCCCAAAGCCAAGAAAAUCAAAAUAUGCCUGAUACGAGUUCGAAUGUCUCUAUUGAGAGUUUUCAUAAUUCACAGAGAGAUGAAUCUGAAGCUGAGAUUAGUAUACUUGAAGAGUUAGAAGAAGAUUCAGAUGAAUCUGAACCAGAAGAAGAUGGAAAUUGGUGUAAAAGUUUAUGGAUCAGUCGACCGGAACCAGAAGAAUUUGACCGUGUCAAAACAGUGCCUGUGUAUUUAUUGAACAGCAGAGCUCGUCCUUUGGCACACUUUGAAAAAUUUUUCAAUGAAAACGUGUAUGAUCUUAUUGUUGCACAGACAAAUCUCUACGCUGAACAAAAGAAACUACUGCAUUGGGAGCCGGUAACUAAACCCGAAAUUAAAGCAUUCCUUGGCAUUUUGAUUAUCAUGGGGUAUAUUAUUUUACCUCACAUAGAUUUAUAUUGGUCUCGUGAUCCAGGGUUUAGAAUCUAUGAAUUGGCCAAUGUCAUGCCAAUAAAACGAUUCAAAAAAAUACUGCAAGCGCUACAUCUUAACGACAAUUCCCUAGAACCUAAAAAAAGGAACCCCGGGCCAUGA